AUGGGAUCGAUUUACUGGAUAAAAGACACGGCGGAUAAAUUUUUAAUUGCCACGGAGAACAUUGUGAAAAUCUACAAAGAAGAGGAAAAAUCGUACAAACUCGUGACAACUGAAAAUCGGUACAAAGAUAUUUUACAACGAACUAUCACGACAGCCGUCACGAAUGAAACUGAUAACAGAUUCCUGGUGGCUUUUGGACUUUUAUCGAGCAAAUUUGUCGUUUGGAACUCGGGCAAUCCAGAAACGCCUCUCGAGCUACCCGAAGCACGUCAAAUAAGUUGUUUGGACUUCAAGGGAUCGGAAAAUAAAAUCGCCGUGGGAUAUGAAAAGACAAAAAAUUAUUGCGUGUCAUUUUGGGAUCUAAAUCGGAGCUCACCGUACAUCGUGUCCAGCGUUUGCAGCAGUGAUGGCGUCACCUCGCUCUCGUGGGACCCGGAAUACAAACAACUUAUCACCGGAUUGAGCAGUAAACACAUUCGUGUCUACGAUUCGCGUCAAUUAGACAAAAAUCCUUUGACUAUUUCCACGAAACACACGCCCAACGGGAUAAAAUGCUCAUCAAAUGGGUACCAUAUCUUGAGUUAUGCAGAUAAUUCUUUUGUAGUUCACGAUUUACGGUUUUUCGACAAGACUUUUGCUCAAAUAAUGACCGCCAAGUCAAUUCACUCGGCACUUUGGAGUCCAAUGACCUCGAAUACGGUUGGUGUUAUCCAAGGAGAUCAUUUAUUGUACUUGUACGAACACAUAAAUGAAGAUUCCGAGCCUUAUCUGAGAACUUGUGCUCCUCUGGGAAAGUUGACAAAACAUGCAAUUACGAGUUUUACCUUCGCUCAAGGCGCGGAUGAGCGUUGUUUGUUCCACACUACGAACUCGAACAUCGUCGAAUAUGUCGUUCCUCAGAAACACGCCGUGCAAUUCGAUGUGAAACAAAAUUCGUUGAUGCUAAAUACGGUUCGCGAUGUGAAACUUAUUGCUGGAACGAUGAAAGAUGAAGAGGAAGACAUUUCCCAAAUAAUGCAGAAACGAGCGUUGAAGGAUUACGGCUUGAUAGCUGACAUCAAAGAAAACGGCGAUUUGUCUCUGGACCCAAAACUAAAAUCUGUCUGGGAUGGUUUGUCACUGAUGUACGAAAAAGGCUGCAUGUUGGGACUUAAAUCGAUCUUGGGCAUCAAAGACGGCAGCACAAUAGUCCCGAAAUCCGAGUCAGAGUUUGCUGAAUGGUACGACCAUCCGACAUUUGAGGCACGAAAAGUGUACAAGAGUGAACAUCGAACAAAAGCCAUCUUGCUCUGCGGUUGGAAUGUACAAGAUGACGGAAAUAGUGAAGUAACUUUAACUAAAAAUGGUUACCACGAAAGUUGUAAGGCAGCGUUGAUUGCCUGUUUUCAUCUAAAACUAAAACAAGCCGUUGAAAUAUUGAGUAAAUCCCAUUGUGAGUCACCAGAUCAGUCGAAUGUCCUGAGAAUUUCCGCUAUCGUGCUCGAAAACUUCAAUCCGGACAAACAUAAUCCCACCAAUCUGCUGGAAGAUAUCAAAGAACCUUAUUUAAAGGCAAUUUUCGCGUUUUUAAACAAAGAUUACGAAUACAUUUUGGAAGACACGGAAUUGCCGCUGUCCGAUCGAAUGGGUUUCGCCUUAAAAUAUCUCUCAGAUAGCAGUUUGACGGACUUCAUCAACAAUCAAAUCAAAAAGUGCAUUGAAAUCGGUGACUUGAGUGGAAUUCUGAUGGCUGGUUCCUCAAUCGAAGGUGUUUCCUUGCUGCAAGCUUACGUGGACAUCUCCGAUGACAUUCAAAGUGUUGCCUUAAUUGCUUCCAGAUUCUUCACAAGUGAGCCGUUUCGCAUCCAGUACUGGAUUCAAACGUAUCGCGACAUGCUCGAUGGCUGGAAUUUGUUUGACCAGCGAGCUCAGUUGGAUAUCAUGAUGAACAGCAAAACGACGAGACCCAAAGCAAUCCAAUUGCUUUGUAAUUUUUGUGGCAAAAGCAUUUCUUCAGGGUUUCAAGAGGAAAAUCGGGUGCGAUUUUUAAUCAAUAAGAUCUCGUCGUGUCCGCAUUGUCGGAAGACUUUGACUCGAUGCAGUUUGUGUAUGUUGCAUUUGGGGACAUGUUCAACGGAUUUUACGGACAAAAAUAGUAAGAAGGCAACUGCGAUUUUUCAAGCGAAACCCUUUUCUAAUUGGUUUUCGUGGUGUCAGACUUGUCGUCAUGGAGGCCAUAUGAAGCAUCUAUUGACUUGGUUCGCACAAAACUCCGUUUGUCCCGUUACCGAUUGUAAUUGUUGUUGUAGUAACAUUGAUAAGACACUAUUUUCCAAUAAAAUCUAAAAUUUGUAAAAUUUUAUAAAAAUUUUGAAGAUGAAAAAAUUUUUUAUGAGGCGAGAUCUAAGUAGA
Messenger RNA from Culicoides brevitarsis, 2391 nucleotides. RefSeq names its product GATOR2 complex protein MIOS (gene mio). Gene Ontology annotation, biological process: cellular response to amino acid starvation; positive regulation of TORC1 signaling. The record is from RefSeq and is a predicted model, not a curated record. Gene Ontology annotation, molecular function: protein binding. Gene Ontology annotation, cellular component: cytoplasm. Lineage: Eukaryota; Metazoa; Arthropoda; Insecta; Diptera; Ceratopogonidae.